UAAUCAAGCAAUGGACUAUUUGAAAAAUAACGAAGAUUUCUCUUCAUCAAAAGGGUACUCCUCAACUGUAUCUUUGACACCUCUUCAGAACAGAGCAGGAAUGAAUGUAAUUAACACUAGUGAUGCAGGUAACUUCCUGCAAGAUAUAAUGGGUAUUAAGUCUGCAUAUGAUAGCCAAAAGGGAGAAAACAAUAUGCAUUCCUCUCCUAGUCAGAAAUAGAAUCAAUUCAUCAGCAUCUAACAUCAAGUUUGGCAAACUAACCAUCCAAAGAGGCCCAAGCAAAGAAUCUCUUGAUUCUGCAGUCAUUACUAAAUCAUCUGGGAAGAGAUCAGUCAAGAAUAAACACCUGAACUUUACCAACACCCCUGACCAAGCAACAAAUUCUUCUAAAGGUAAAAAUUCAAAAACUCUUUCUAAAUUUAUGACACCGAGGAUAAAGAAUUCAGGUGAGAUCCACAGCAGGCAUCGUUUCACAGCUUCUUCAAGAAUGGGGUCGAAGAAAGAUUUGCUAACGAGACCUUUAUUCAACAAGACAUCCAAAGGUACUCAGAAGCGGACCCAUACAAAGUCUCCUUUCCAAGAAACUGUCUGCACCAAGCCAAGGAAGAAAGGACGUUUGGGGUCGAAAUCAAAGAGAUCUAUUACUCCUGUGAUCCAAAAGAAGCAGGUUUUGGCCAGCAACAAGUUCGCUAAGACCAUCAACCCUAAAGAGAGUGUUCCCUUCUUAUUCUCUAAUCAGGAUAACAACACUGGGUUGUCCAUUCAAAAAUGUAACGAAUCUGAUGAACUAGAGAGCAUCGAGCAAGACAUUGCCAACCUUGAGAAACUUAAGAGCAUCGGCAAAAUUGGAGAGCAGUUCGUAUUUGAGCUAGAUGAAUGAGCCAAGCAGCCUAAAAGUCCAGUGAACUUCAGGCAAACAGACCUAGAUGGGUAUGCAAAUGCAUUUAAGAACCAGCCGAAGCAAGCUAAGCCUCACCAGAAGGCACCGUCAAUGUUUGACUCGAAGUGUUCCUCAAGCAGAGACAUUCCAACUGUUGACGAAGCUGAGAAGAAGAAAUAAGAUUAUGGAAUAUCUCAAGAUCGUCAAGAACAAAAUCUCCCAAAUGGAGGUCAAACUAGGUGAUGCACAGAAUGAAGCAGAGAUCUAUAAAAGUAGAAGCAUUGAACUAGAAGCACAACUCAGAUACUACAAAACCAAGUCUCAAGAAUUUGAGAACUCACGUGAGAAAGUUAUCGAGAAAGAGAAGGUCAUGGCUAUGAAAUAUGGCAUUAUUCUGAGUCAAAACAAGGAGCUUGUGAAUAAAUGUAAGAUCCUUAAGACGGAAAAUGAUGAUCUUAGAGCUCAAUUGCAUGAGCAUAGCAAGAAAGAGUCUAUAUCUGAUAUUAUCUCAAAUGAUUUACAAUCAAAGCUGAUGAAUAUGACUACAAGAAAUCAUAAACGGGAUUAUUCAAGCCCAAUUAUUCAUAAGAAUAAUCCUACAUGCCAUUCAUCUGCAACAUUAUCAAAUAAUUGUAACGAAUUCGACAAAAUGAACAGAUCUACAGCCAAAAACAUCGACAAAAGUAGCGAUUUCGACCCUAUCUCCAGCACAAAGGGCGACCAAACCGGCAUAAAACUCCCUCCCGACGACGAAGAGUCCUCUUCAGAGCCUACCGACUUCACCUCGCUCAAAAAGCUCAUCGCCAUUCAACAAUCCUCCCUUGAAUCGCUCCCUUCAGACCAAAAGUCCAUCGUGAGCCACCUAAUCAACAAACUUCUCACCAAAGAGAAGCAGAGACUCUCUCUUGAAUCCCAGUGUGACGAACCCUAACUUAAUUAUAUUGCUGAAUCUCAACUG
Messenger RNA from Moneuplotes crassus, 1839 nucleotides. Lineage: Eukaryota; Ciliophora; Spirotrichea; Euplotida; Euplotidae. The record is from the annotation of a GenBank genome assembly.